Molecule: messenger RNA, 884 nt
Organism: Gracilinanus agilis (Agile Gracile Mouse Opossum)
Lineage: Eukaryota; Metazoa; Chordata; Mammalia; Didelphimorphia; Didelphidae
Gene: RAMP2
Product: receptor activity modifying protein 2
Exons: 4
Coding region: 94-642 (182 amino acids)
Biological process (GO): G protein-coupled receptor signaling pathway; angiogenesis; regulation of G protein-coupled receptor signaling pathway
Cellular component (GO): cell surface; membrane; signaling receptor complex
Molecular function (GO): coreceptor activity
Source: RefSeq, a predicted model, not a curated record
UUCCUGCGGCUCGGGCUGGGGAUAUAGGCGUCCAGCCCCCAGCCCUGGCCCCGGCUCUGGGUCCGCCAGCUGCCUUUCUGCUUCAGCUGCACUAUGGCUUCAAUCGAUACCCGCUGCUCUGGCUCCCCUCAUCUCCCUGCGACCCCAGCCAGACUUCGAAGCCCCCUCUGGCUCCUCCUCCUGCUCUGCUUUAUCUUAAAUGCCCAAGGCUCGGGCGCUCAGACAGUCCCUGACCUCACCAACGUGGACCCCUUUAAAUGGCAGAAUGUGAUGACCUCAGAGCAGAGAUAUGAACUAACAGCCAGACAAUGCUGGUUUUUCUAUGAGGACCACAUGAAAAACAUCAGCAGAGAGGAUUGGUGUGAAUGGGACAUGAUCAGCAGGCCCUACAGCGACCUACAAUACUGCCUGGAGAAAUUGGCAGAAUAUUACAGUCUGGGUUUUCCCAAUUCCUUGGCUGAGCAGAUCAUCUUCCACAGCCACCAGAUGUAUUUUGCCAACUGCUCACUAGAGCGACGGCCCCUCUUCUUCGACCCCCCAGAGGAGGUGCUGCUAGCGCUGAUCAUUGCUCCCAUCUGCCUCAUCCCUUUCCUAGUCACCUUGGUGGUAUGGCGGAGUAAGGACAGUGAAGUCCAGACAUAAAAUGUCCCCUGCUCCUUGUCAAAAUAUUUCAGGCCAAUUUCUAGUUCUUCCCCUCCCCCUAGGAAUAUAUUGAUGAUUCCAUCACCCCCACCCUACCCUGCUCUCAACUACUCCCUGGGGAAGCGCAAUUUGAACUUCUGGUGGGAAUGGGGGCAGAAAGGGAAAGACAAGUGGGAAUAUGAGCUCUAGAAUCACCAUGAUAAAUAAACAAGUUGGGGGGUUUUCCCCCUAGAGGGUCUCUA